Molecule: messenger RNA, 1920 nt
Organism: Olea europaea var. sylvestris
Lineage: Eukaryota; Viridiplantae; Streptophyta; Magnoliopsida; Lamiales; Oleaceae
Product: aluminum-activated malate transporter 2-like
Exons: 6
Coding region: 277-1635 (452 amino acids)
Biological process (GO): malate transport
Cellular component (GO): plant-type vacuole membrane
Source: RefSeq, a predicted model, not a curated record
GUUGCUCACUGAUAAAUACAAGAGAAAUAUGCACAUCAAUUCAUUGGAUCCUUUCUGUUCUCCGACUUCGAUAUUUCUCACCCUUUUCUACUCUAUCUCGAAAAAAUAAUUAGGACUAAUUCAGUCACGUUUUUACGUCCCAUCGAACAUUGCGAUCAACUCGAUAUAUAUUAGUUCGCUAAUUUAUCUUAGACAUCUUGUCAUCAUUUUUUCUCAUCUUGAGGGAGUAGGGGUACUGGAUUUUUUAGAGCAUUCAUCGUAUAUUUUCUUAACGAAAUGGCAGCGAUCACAAUGGAUCAAGAAACUACCCGAUGCACGGCUCGUGCAUGGUGCUGGUUUAAGGCCAUACCUGAGAAAUUUGUGUCGAAAAUAAUGGAUGCAGCCAGUGAGGGAAAGAAACUUGGAGUUGAAGAUCCAAGAAGAAUUAUUCACUCACUGAAAGUAGGAUUGGCAAUAAGUUUAGUUUCACUGUUCUAUUACUUUGAUCCCUUGUAUGAAGGCUUUGGCGUGUCGGCAAUGUGGGCUGUCAUGACCGUGGUUGUCGUCUUCGAAUUUUCCGUAGGGGCUACUCUGGGACGAGGCGUAAAUCGAGGGAUUGCAACAUUGUUCGCUGGUUCACUAGGUGUUGGAGCACAUCGGUUAGCAAGUUUUCCCGGGGAGAAAAUAGAACCGAUACUGCUUGGGUUAUCUGUUUUUUCAGUAGCUGCAGCAGUAACAUUUAUUCGAUUCUAUCCCAAAUUGAAGGCAAGAUAUGAUUAUGGACUUCUGAUAUUCAUCUUGACGUUCUGUUUAAUAUCUGUCUCCGGGUACCGGGACGAUGAGGUUCUGGAAAUGGCACAUGAGAGAUUGUCUACGAUACUCAUCGGCGGCGCUGCUGCAUUGAUAGUUUGCGUUUUGAUAUGCCCCAUAUGGGCUGGUGAAGAUCUUCAUAAUCUAGUUGCUGGCAACAUUGAAAAUUUGGGAACUUUCUUGGAAGGUUUCGGAUGUGAAUACUUCCAAACAUUAGAUGACAAACUUCAAGAUCAGAAAGCAUCUCUGGAUGGCUAUAAAAGUGUUCUUAAUUCCAAAAGCACCGAAGAAUCCCUGGCGAACUUUGCAAAAUGGGAGCCUCGCCACGGCCGAUUCCGAUACCGGCACCCUUGGGAUCAGUACCUGAAAAUUGGGAUGCUUGUGCGAGAAUGUGCUUAUCGCGUUGAUGCUUUGAGUGGCUAUCUUAACUCGGAGAUGAAGACACCACCAGAAGUCAGAGUCAAAAUUCAAGAAUUAUGCACAAAGAUGAGUUCAGAAUCCAGUCUUGCUUUGAAAGAACUAUCACUAGCAAUCAAGACAAUGAGUUCUUCAUCAAUUGCUGAUCCUCAUAUCGUCAAUGCAAAAACUGCAGCCAAGAAACUUAAAUCCUUGCUCAAAACAGACCUGUGGAAGGACACAAAUUUUCUUGAUAUAAUUCCUGCUGCUGCAGUUUCUUCUUUACUCAUAGAAAUUGUCUCAUGCACUGUGAAAAUUGCUGAUUCUGUUCAUGAACUUGCUUCCAUGGCAAAGUUCAAUAAUGAUGCUUUGAAGCAAAAAGAAAAGGGACAAGUAUUGAGAGUCCCAAGUAUUGAAGGAUCCCAUAACAUUGCUAUAAGUGUUGAGUGAUUACAAGUUGAAGGAGUCGAGCAUGUUGGACUGUGCUUUAAAGUGGCAUAAAUUAUUAUUAUUAUUAUUAUUAUUAUUAUUAUUAUUAUUAUUAUUAUUAUUAUUAUUUACUUUUGAAGUACGUAGAUAUGGAUGGUUUGUAGCGAUCCAUUUGAUGCAAAAAUUUUGAGUUGGGAUAUGUUAAGAGCGAGUAGGUUCUAUUCACUAUGACUAACAAUUGUUCCGUAUCGAUCUCGUAUACGAAUAUAAUAACAACACUUUUUGUCUUUCACAAGCUGAAUGGAA